Messenger RNA from Penicillium alfredii, 2331 nucleotides. RefSeq names its product putative Patatin family phospholipase. The coding region runs from base 1 to 2331 and encodes 776 amino acids. NCBI's taxonomy places the organism in Eukaryota, Fungi, Ascomycota, Eurotiomycetes, Eurotiales, Aspergillaceae. The record is from RefSeq and is a predicted model, not a curated record. Gene Ontology annotation, molecular function: triacylglycerol lipase activity. The transcript has 3 exons. Gene Ontology annotation, biological process: lipid metabolic process.
AUGUCGGUGUUGGGCGACUCCACCCUAGUUCAUUCGCAAUGCCAGGGAAGUCGCACGCACUCGGAACACAUCUCGUCGCCUCCGUCGCCCCCACGCCGGUCGCUGCGCAAGGCCAUCUCCAUCCCUGCCGUAUCGUCGAUCGUCAAGGACUCGUGGAACUGGGCCGGAGACACCCUGCAUACGUACCGCGAUGGCCUCACCACGGAACAACGGAAGCAAAGGGCGGAUAUCGAGGAUCGCAAACAAGUACUGUACCUCCGUAUGAAGAAUUCCGUGUCGUACGAGGAAUGGCGAAGUUGUGCCUGUGAACUGGACGCCCUGGAAGACAAUAACGCCUGGAAAAAUACUUUUGAGUGCUCCGAAUACCAGCCGAGGCUGGUCCAGGAACGACUUCGACAGCUGGAAGAAGCGCGCAUCAGCUGUGAUGUCAGUCGCAUGCUGUUCCUCGUCCGGACCGCGCUCUCCCGGGACCUGGGAAAUAUGAGUAACAUAUCACUUUACCGACACUCUCACAUUGGGACGAAGGAUCUGAUCGAUCGCUAUAUUACUACCGCCUUGGACACUAUCACGACGCUGGUGGAUCUGUCGGUGCACAAUCGCUGCGACGGACUCGAGCUGAAAUAUAUCCUGGACCAGCUGCUGGCAGCGCGACAGGCAUUUGGCCGCAGUGCACUUCUCUUUUCAGGUGGCGCUACCUUUGGGAUGAACCACAUUGGUGUGCUCAAGGCCUUGUAUGAGGCAAAUCUGAUCCCCCGUAUCAUCUCCGGAGCCUCGGCAGGCAGUAUUGUAUGCGCAGUAUUUUGCACUCGCACGGACGAUGAACUGCCAGGGCUCUUGGAGACCUAUGCGCAUGGCAAUUUUGCCGUCUUCAAUGAGCAAGGGCGGGAGGAAAACAUCUUGCAGAAGACAGCUCGAUUCUUGAAGUAUGGGUCGUUUUUGGACAUCUCCCACCUGGCGUAUACCAUGCGGAGCUGGUUGGGCGACAUGACCUUCCAAGAAGCGUACAAUCGAACCCGCAGAAUUUUGAACAUCUGCGUCUCGAGCGCCGGAAUGUACGAGCUGCCGCGGCUGCUGAAUUACAUUUCUGCCCCCAAUGUGUUGAUCUGGUCUGCCGUAGCGGUAUCUUGCUCCGUGCCGUUGGUCUUUAGACCUUUCACACUCAUGGCGAAAGACCCCUUCACGGGAGAACCUGUUCCGUGGAAUGAUCUGGACAAGCAGUAUAUCGAUGGCUCAGUGGACGGCGAUUUACCCAUGACGAGGCUCUCCGAAAUGUUCAAUGUCAACCAUUUCAUUGUGUCCCAAGUCAACCCCCACGUGGUGCCAUUUUUGCCCAAAGAAGAAGGGCCCAGAAAUGAGGCGGACGAAGGACCGGCUUUCAUUCCCCGUUGGGUGAACACGAUGACCCAUCUUGCCAAGGAUGAGGUGCUCCAUCGCAUGACUGUCCUUUCGGAAAUGGGAGUCUUCCCAAUUGCGAUGACAAAGUUUGCCUCGAUUAUGAAUCAGAAAUACAGCGGUGACAUCAAUAUAUACCCUGAACUGAUCUCUUCAAACUUUCCACGGCUUCUGGAAAAUCCGACGACGGAGUUCAUGCUGCAGGCUUGUCUGAGCGGGGAGCGAGCAACCUGGCUCCGACUGAGCCGGAUUCGGAACCACUGUGCUAUUGAGCUUGCACUAGAUGGGGCUAUUCAACAAAUGAGGGCCCGAGUGACCUUCCGGCCUAUCCAAAUUGAUCCGCAGACACAAGGUACUGCUCGUCACUCGGUCGAUUCGAGCAACAGCAGCACUGGACUGAAGUCCAUUCGCCAUUGGAGAAGAAGUUCUCACAGUCAAGAGUUGGAGAAGAGGCAUUCAAUCGACCAGUCACGGCUUCGCCCGGCAGAACAAUUGAGAAAAUCACGCAGCACCGUUUCUCUUGAGAAUCCACCCUUGUUGCUGCAGAAUGAACCGAGUUUUGAGCAGACCCGCCAGAAGGUGCGCCGGCAGAGGUCUUCCAUUUCUUUUGGGAGCCGGACAUUCGCCAUUGGAUCUGGGAGUGACGACGAAGCCGAGCCCUCUGCCGGACCUUCCCUCUCAGUCCAUCAACCUUCAGAGUCACAGCUUCAUAGUGGGCUUUUCCUGGGCCACGGACCACGUAGCCCAGUUCGAUCCCGGCGAUCAUCAUUGUCUACUGGUCCAUUGUACGGCCAUUCCGGCUCAGCGCCAAAAAGUUUCUCCAAAAAGUCGGCUCGCGACCUUCCCGUAACUAUGCCGUCUUCCCGCCAUCUACUUAGUAUGACACCAACGCUGCAUCCGAGGUCUCCUGACGCAGUGACGCGCAAACAACGCCACUGA